AUGACUAACCCUUGCAAAGCCUUCACCAGUGGCUCCCUCUCCUCUUGGGAGGUGUCAGGGAAGAUGAGCAGAGGAAAAGCAGCCAGCACGUCCCCGGAUCGCCUGGGCUGCUGCAGUCCCAACGGGUUGGCCAGCAAUGGCUACGGCUCUCUCAGCCCCCAUGGAGAUGGCAGAUACCGAUGCUCCUCUUACUCCUCCUUCUCCAUCGACGGGAGACUCCUGGCCCCCAUGCACCUCGAUAUCGACUCUGACUUCCAAACCAUGCGGCAGCAGGAGAAAGAGGACAUCAAGUUGCUCAACAACCAGUUCGUGACCCUAAUUGAGAAGGUCCAGUGCUUGGAGCAACAGAACAAGAUCCUGACGACAAGGUGGAACUUCCUGAAGGAUCAAGACAAUUCCCACUCUGACUCGGACAUCAAGGUUAUCUACGAUCAGUACAUGAGCAAAAUGAAUCAAGAGAUGAAGGCACUCAACUACGAGCAGGAAAAUCUCGAGUCGGAGCUGACAAAGGUCCUGAGCACCAUGGAUAACUUCCGAAGCAAAUACGAGGAUGAAAUUCGCCUCUGUAGUGGCAUGGAAUACACCUUCAUGGAGCUCAAAAAGGAUUUAGAUGUGAGCUCCUUGCACAGAACUGAGUUGGAGGUAAAACUCAACGGGCUCCAAGAGCUGAUGGAUUUGAAAAAAACCAUCUACGAGCAGGAACUCCAGGAGCUGCUGACAGAAAUUAAGGAUAUUUCUGUUGUACUGGGAAUUGACAAUGCAUGCAAACUUGAUCUGAGCAGAAUUGUGGAAGAAGUGAGGGCCCAGUAUGAAGCCCUGGCUCUUCGGAGCUGGGAGGAGGCCGAAGCACUUACCAGGAGAAAGCUGAAUGAAGGAAGCACCCAGUCAGGUACCUAUGGGGGUCACCUCCUUGACAGCCGACGGAAGAUCGCAGACCUGAACAUACAGAUCCAGAAGCUGAGGUCCUGCAUCGUGUCCCAAAAGAGCCAGUGCCUGUACUUAGAGGAGCAUAUCAAAGAAGCAGGAGAGCAUGGCGAGAUGGCCCUCAAGGAUGCCAAAGCCAAAUUGGUCAAGCUAGAAGAAGCCCUACAGAAGAGCAAGGAGGAUAUGGCUCAUCUGGUGAAAGAGUAUCAGGAGCUGAUGAACAUCAAGCUGGCACUGGAUGUGGAGAUCCUCACUUACAGGAAGCUGAUGGAAGGGGAGGAGAGCAGCAUGGAACAACCAAUACCCACAGUCAUCAGCACCAUCCACUCCAGACCAAAGCACCUUUCUGCCAGCACCUUGAGAAACUCCAAGCUGUUUGCAAGAGGAACAGGCAGCACCAACGGCGAGAUGAAGCCGAACGGAGGCAGCACAAAGAUACCGCCCUCUAGAAGGCACAGUGACAACUCAGCGACACCUGAAGCAGACGCCUUCAUCAGCGGUGCCCGGCCAAAGCUCAGUUCCCUGUCCACCGAAGAAUGCUCCUAGGAGAAACAGAGCCCCACAGCAUAAACACAAGACCCGUUGGCAUCUGUAGCCAAUUGAGGCCAAAGCACUUUCUCCUGAACUCAAGCCAACGUCCGAGGGACAAAGGAUGAGAAUCCACUCCAGGCUGUCUCUUUUAAGUUUGUCUUUACAACAUCCCAGUUAACAUCUCUGCUACCAGUUACAAGCAGAAACCAACCCAGGAUUUGAGAGACUCUCCCAUUCAGACACCCACACCAACAUCCUCCUCUCUAGGUCUGUUUCCCUAGAGGAUUUGCAUUCACAACCUUUGAGAUCUACCUAUAGGAAACUCGGCAGGAGGGGAAAGUAUUAUUACAUAAGCUUUUAAACACAGCAGCCAGAAGGCAUCAGCCCAGGCAUUUUACCAGCAUUACAAAAUCAUUCUCUCUGCUCUGUCCCUCCUCUGUGCGUCUCUGUGAGAGGUGUUCACUGAUGUGGCUUUCAAAGGAAGGCAGCAUCAAGCUUUCCAAACUGAGCUGGUGGGAGAUGCAGGUAAACAACCUGAGCCAGGUGGAUUUGCAACAUCUGGAUCUGCAUAUCUGGUGACAGACAUGCUGGCUGUACCGAGGGAUCCUUGGCCACUUCAGAGUAUUUAACAGAUUUUAUGGCCU
Gymnogyps californianus (California condor) is the source of this 2099-nucleotide messenger RNA. Its product is annotated as keratin, type II cytoskeletal 80-like. NCBI's taxonomy places the organism in Eukaryota, Metazoa, Chordata, Aves, Accipitriformes, Cathartidae. Gene Ontology annotation, cellular component: keratin filament. The record is from RefSeq and is a predicted model, not a curated record. The transcript is spliced from 9 exons. Gene Ontology annotation, molecular function: structural constituent of skin epidermis. The coding region runs from base 1 to 1470 and encodes 489 amino acids. Gene Ontology annotation, biological process: intermediate filament organization; keratinization.